Helicoverpa zea (corn earworm) is the source of this 2844-nucleotide messenger RNA. Its product is annotated as fatty-acid amide hydrolase 2-A-like. Lineage: Eukaryota; Metazoa; Arthropoda; Insecta; Lepidoptera; Noctuidae. The transcript is spliced from 13 exons. The record is from RefSeq and is a predicted model, not a curated record. Bases 279 to 1841 code for a protein of 520 amino acids.
GUUGUAACGAAACGUUAUUGUGUGAUUGAUUGAUGUUUUUCGCGAUUUCGGAUUUUAAUAUUUUCUGAUAGUUUUGUAGCUGAAAAAUAUGGUGUUGAGUUUGUAUUAUGAGUUAAGAAUGUGCUUAAUUAAAGGGCGAGUGUUCCGGUAGCUAGUUUGCAAUGUUAUUGAAGGACAAAGAACUCGAAGUGCAAUAAUAUCCUGUAAAAUCUGUAAGGGGAUUCAGACAAAGAUUUGCAAGUAGGAGAAAAUGGCAGAGAAGCAAUUUUCCGUUUUUGAUGGAGGUAGGAGUCCAGAUCGUGGGUAUAAUCCUGCGCCUCCUGAACUUCCUGCUGGCGCCUCUGUUCUGGUUCCGCGCCAGGGAUCACCGCCGACUGCCGCCCGUCACCAACCCGGUGCUGCUGAAGAGCGCUGCCGAGUUAGCUGAGGCUAUCAGGAAUGGUGAGAUAACGAGCGAGAAACUAGUGACGAUCUACAUCGAGCGUGUCAAAGAAGUGAACCCUUACAUCAAUGCGGUCGUCGAUGAAAGAUACAGGGCUGCCACAGAAGAUGCUAAGGCUGUUGACCGACAGAUAGAGGAAGCGAAGAAGAAUGGCACCUUUGAAGACUUGGUGAAGAAUAAGCCGUUGCUUGGUGUACCAUUUACGGUGAAGGAGAGCUGUUCUCUUGCUGGGCUAUCAAACUCAGUAGGCUGCCUAGAAAACGCUGGCCGUCGAGCGACCACGGACGGUGGUGUCGUGAGCCUCGUGAAGAAAGCCGGAGCCAUCCCACUGCUGGUCUCCAACACCCCCGAGCUAUGCCUCGGAUGGGAGACCACUAACCUGCUGAGGGGGACUACGAAUAACCCGUAUUGUUUGAAUAGAACGCCUGGGGGUUCUUCUGGUGGCGAGGCAGCGCUACUGUCGAGCGCGGCGUCAGCGCUGAGCGUGUCGUCGGACAUCGCGGGCUCCAUCCGCCUCCCCGCCGCCUUCUGCGGGCUCUUCGGACACAAGCCCACGCCGGGCAUAAUCUCAAUAGAAGGCCACAUCCCGACCCUCAGCGAUGAGAACUUCCCCAAGUUCCUCACCGUCGGACCCAUGACACGACGAGCUGAUGAUCUUAAGCUGUUGAUGAACAUUAUGGCGGGAGAACAUAAUCAACUGAACCUGGAUGUACCUGUUGAUAUGAAGGAUGUUAAGGUGCACUAUAUGUUCGAGGCGACAGACUCGGUAGCGCUGCUGAAGGUAGAGAGCUGCAUCAACGACGCCAUCCGUAACGCCGUCGCUUACCUCGAGAAAGAUUGUGGCUGUACUGUUAGUGAGGAAAAAUUCAAAGAUUUAGAAGACUCAGUCGAAAUAUCGGUGUCGGUAUUCUUUUCAAUGAAGGACAUUCCCAAUCUGUUGCAAGACCCCGCCAAUCCGAAACGUGAUAAAAGUUUAAUCGUUGAACUUAUAAAAUAUAUGUUCGGUGGCGGGUCGCGAUCACUACAAGGACUGAGUUUCUCUGUUAUAAAUAGAAGUCACUUGUUCAUACCGGAUUCUCGAAGAGGUUACUACAACGGCAAGGCGAAUAAACUACGUGAGCAUAUGCAGAAAGUCCUAGGCGACAACGGCGUGUUCAUCUACCCUGUAUUCAUCAGCCAGGCACAUCACCACAACCAGGUGUUCCUCAAGGCUUCCGGCGUCAUGUACACCAUGGCCUUCAACAUCCUCGGCAUGCCGGCCACCACUGUACCCAUGGGGCUGUAUAAAGGACUGCCUGUUGGUGUGCAGGUGAUAGCAGCCCCAAAUCAAGACAGACUGUGUUUAGCAGUAGCCAAACAACUGGAGAUCGGCUUCGGUGGAUGGAAACCGCCGCAGUAACGUUAUACCUAAGUAAAACAUACCAAAUACUUUGAUAAGCUAAGCAAACCACAUGUAUGGCGUGGUUUAACUUUUAUACCAGAACAAAAUAAUAUAGGAUUUUAAUAGAAAUUUUCAUAUUACUUUAUUCUAUUUUGUACGUAAAUGUAUGUGAUAGUAAACUAUUAAAUUGAUCAUGUAUAAUCGGGUACUUGACUAUUUUUGAAAUCGUUAUACAUACCUGAUGUAAAAUCGAUUAUUGAAAUUUUCUAUCCUUUUCCCGUUAAACGGUAUUUAUAUAACCCUAUUUGUAAGAAAGUCUUCAAUGAGUAUUUAUUGUUUUGUUGCUCGCCGUGUUGUUUUUUGUUAGAGAUAUAAAAUAGUCGAGCACCCAAUUUGUGAAGACUUUGCAAUGUAAUAAAUUAUUAAUUAAUGAUUAAUUCAAUUUUGAAAAAUAUGGUUACUUGCGUGUAUCUAUUUGUUAACCGACUUCCCAAAAAGGAGGAGGUUCUCAAUUCGUCGGGAUCUUUUUUUUUUUUUUUUUUAUUUUUUAUUUUAACGUAUAGUUUUUUAUUUAUCUAAAUCUAAUCUUUAUUUGUCUGGAUUCCGAAUCUAACAGUAUUUAAAUAUUUUAUUGUUUAAAACUCAAACCUUUUGAAUUAUUGUUAUUGGUCAAAUUGUAUAGGAACGUAAUAUAAUUACUUCAUAAUUUAUUUAUAAUAAAGUAUUGUACAGUUUGUAUGCUGAUAAAUGAUAAUUAUAGAUGUUUUAAGCCUUAUUACCAAGGAUAUACGAGGUAAUGGAUGUUUAAAAUUUAUUUGUGAUGGGUGCUUUAAAUUAUUUCGUUACCAUAAAUUAGCAUUCCAAAUUAAAUAAUUGUUUAGAAGCGCUGUGAAUGUAAUAUUUAGUUGUGAACUAAAUAUUAGGUGCAUUAUUCGUGUAGAUUUAUAAGUUGUGGUUCGCACUCCCUUUCAAUUGUAAUUCUAAUUGGUUAUAGCGAAACAAAUAAAUAAAGUGGUGCGAA